AUGAUUAUUGCCAAUAGAUUUUACUUAAAGAAAGAAAUCGGAAGAGGAGCUUCUGGUAAAGUAUAUUUAGCAAAGGACUAGCUUAAUAACUCCUAAUGCGUCCUUAAAAUAUUCAAAGAUGAAGAUGAAUAUUAAAUGGAAAACGAUGUAUACCUGAACUUGAUUCAAUAAAAAGAAGAGGCCUAUUAAUAGCUAUACAUUGAUUCUGGUGUGGCUGAUGAGUUUUCAUAUUACAUAGCCCUUAAAAUGCUAGGUUCAUCCUUAAAAUAGGAGCUAAAAUCUAUGAAGCAAAAACUCCAGCUUAGUCAAAUCAUUCAACUUGGUUAAAAGCUGUAUAAACAUGAUGAAGCUUGA
Messenger RNA from Stylonychia lemnae, 354 nucleotides. NCBI's taxonomy places the organism in Eukaryota, Ciliophora, Spirotrichea, Sporadotrichida, Oxytrichidae. The record is from the annotation of a GenBank genome assembly.